UAACCAUUGCCCGUUUGUCGAGUCUGCCCCCCUCCCGGCCACCUCCCGCAAAGUUGCUGUCGUCGUCGGGGUUUUAAAGCGCCCCAGGAUGGGGCUUGAUCCUGCAGCGCCUCGCCAGUCUCCCGGGUACUGGCGAGCCUUGCCGCUGCUGGCGUGCGCUUUCCCCUUGGUGACAUUCGCUUCCUUCCUGGACGAGACCUUAGAGAGAACCCCCAAAUCCGAAGGCUACUGCAGCCGGAUCCUGCGAGCCCAAGGCACGAGGCGAGAGGGAUAUAAUGAAUUUAGCCUCCGCGUGGAAGGAGAUCCGGAUUUCUACAAGCCCGCAAACAGUUACAGAGUAACACUUUCCGCUGCCACUCCAGCUUAUUUUCGUGGAUUCACACUGAUUGCUUUGAAAGAGGGCAAAGAGGGAGAGAAAGAAGAAGACCACGCGGGGACUUUUCAGAUUAUAGAUGAAGAAGAGACACAGUUCAUGAGUAAUUGUCCUGUGGCUGUUACUGAGAGUACACCGAGGAGAAGGACCCGCAUUCAGGUCUUUUGGACGGCGCCUCCUUUGGGCACAGGCUGUGUGAUUUUGAAGGCAAGCAUCGUACAAAAACGAAUUAUUUAUUUUCAAGAUGAGGGAUCGCUUACCAAGAGGCUGUGUGAACAAGAUUCAGCCAUGAAUGGUGUCACCGAUAAACCAAUCUUAGACUGUUGUGCCUGUGGAACUGCUAAAUAUAGGCUUACCUUUUAUGGUAACUGGUCGGAGAAGUCGCAUCCAAAAGAUUACCCACGGCGAGCUAACCACUGGUCUGCAAUCAUUGGUGGGUCUCAUUCAAAGAACUACGUACUUUGGGAAUAUGGAGGAUAUGCAAGUGAAGGAGUUAAGCAAGUUGCAGAACUUGGCUCACCAGUAAAAAUGGAAGAAGAAAUUCGGCAGCAGAGUGAUGAGGUUUUGACUGUCAUCAAAGCAAAAGCACAAUGGCCUGCCUGGCAACCGCUAAACAUAAGAGCUGCUCCCUCUGCUGAAUUUUCUGUGGACAGAACACGUCAUCUGAUGUCUUUCCUUACCAUGCUAGGCCCCAGUCCUGACUGGAAUGUAGGGCUUUCAGCUGAAGAUCUCUGCACCAAAGACUGUGGAUGGGUCCAGAGAGUAAUUCAAGAUCUGAUACCAUGGGAUGCUGGCACUGACAGUGGUGUUACCUAUGAGUCACCCAACAAACCAACAGUACCUCAAGAGAAGAUAAGGCCUCUCACCAGCCUCGACCACCCCCAGAGUCCCUUUUAUGACCCAGAAGGAGGAUCCAUUAAGUCAGUAGCCAGAGUUGUCAUUGAGAGGAUUGCACGGAAGGGAGAGCAGUGCAAUAUUGUCCCCGAUAACGUUGAUGACAUUGUUGCAGAUCUUGCCGCAGAAGCUCCGGAAGAUGAAGACGACACUCCAGAAACCUGCAUCUAUUCCAACUGGUCCCCAUGGUCAGCCUGUAGCUCUUCCACGUGUGAAAAGGGCAAGCGGAUGAGGCAGAGGAUGCUCAAAGCUCAACUUGACCUCAGUGUGCCUUGCCCAGAAACUCAAGACUUUCAGCCAUGCAUGGGCCCAGGCUGCAGUGAUGAAGAUGGCUCCACAUGUAUGAUGUCCGAGUGGAUAACGUGGUCCCCGUGCAGCGUCUCCUGUGGCAUUGGAAUGCGGUCGAGAGAAAGAUAUGUGAAGCAGUUCCCCGACGAUGGCUCUAUAUGCAAAGUACCCACAGAAGAGACAGAGAAGUGCAUUGUGAAUGAGGAGUGCUCUCCUAGUACCUGCCUGGUGACGGAAUGGGGGGAGUGGGACGAAUGCAGUGCCAGCUGUGGAAUGGGAAUGAAGAAACGGCACCGGAUGAUCAAGAUGACCCCAGCAGACGGAUCCAUGUGCAAGGCAGAAACCACAGAAGCCGAGAAAUGCAUGAUGCCCGAAUGCCAUACCAUUCCCUGUAUGCUGUCUCCUUGGUCUGAAUGGAGUGACUGCAGCGUAACAUGUGGGAAGGGGAUGAGGACCCGACAGAGAAUGCUGAAAUCUGCAGCAGAGCUUGGAGACUGCAAUGAGGAGCUGGAGCAAGUGGAAAAGUGCAUGCUGCCCGAGUGCCCCAUUGACUGUGAGUUAACAGAGUGGUCUCAGUGGUCAGAAUGCAACAAAUCUUGUGGGAAAGGUCAUAUGAUCAGGACAAGGAUGAUCAAAAUGGAACCCCAGUUUGGAGGAGCUUCAUGCCCGGAAACUGUACAGCGUAAAAAAUGCCGGAUAAGGAAAUGCUUGAGAAAUCCCAAUAUUGAGAAACGGCGGUGGAAAGAGCCUCGUGAAAAAAGGAGAAGUGAGCAGGCAAAAGAAGAUGUAGAUGGUGAGCAAUUUCCAGGUUGUAAGAUGAAACCAUGGACUGCUUGGUCAGAAUGUACCAAACUCUGUGGGGGUGGAAUCCAGGAGAGGUUCAUGACAGUCAAGAAGAGAUUCAAAAGCACUCAGUUUACUAGUUGCAAAGACAAGAAGGAAUUAAGAGCCUGCAAUGUUCAUCCCUGUUAGCAAAACCUGAGUCUUUCAAAUAAUGCACUCUGAGCUAAAUGUAAAAUCAACCUUGAUUUGAUUUUUUUUAAAAGAAGAUAUAAAUUGUGUAUAUUAGUUUUCA
Lacerta agilis (Sand lizard) is the source of this 2630-nucleotide messenger RNA. RefSeq names its product spondin 1 (gene SPON1). Lineage: Eukaryota; Metazoa; Chordata; Lepidosauria; Squamata; Lacertidae. Gene Ontology annotation, cellular component: extracellular matrix. The record is from RefSeq and is a predicted model, not a curated record. Gene Ontology annotation, biological process: cell adhesion. The coding region runs from base 89 to 2527 and encodes 812 amino acids. The transcript has 16 exons.